AUUGUAAACUCAUUAACAAUUUCUUAUUCCCUCUUUUUUGAAAAUUACAAGAAAUCUGAUAAGAUAAAUGUAAAAAAAUUCAAACUCCGUCAUAUUCUUCUAUGGUAUGUUUAUAUAUAUGUCUGCAAUUCAUAUUGUGAUUAUAAUUUUGCACUGAUUCUCCAACAUUAAUAAUUUUCUUUAUUAUCCAUUGUAUUCAUCAUCGAUUGUAAUGAACAAAGAUACGUACCGAAUGUCAAAAAUAAGGUAACCCCAACAUACUAAACGUUAUCCAUUAAAAGCCGAUUGAAGAGUUCAAAAACCGAAUUGAUCCAUACAUUAAUCAACAUUGCGAGAAUAAUAUGUUAAAAAGUUGCUAAAAUUCAUAUACUCUGGAAAAUUUCACUCUAUUUUGUUGUCUGUCUGUUUCAAGAAAUUUUCAUUGAAAAGAAAAAAUAUCAUCAUGGCUAGCGUAUCAUAUCAUAUUGCCAAUCUGCUGGAAAAAAUGCAGUCUUCUGAUAAAGAUUUUCGUUUUAUGGCUACAAAUGAUCUUAUGUCUGAACUACAAAAAGACAGUAUCAAAUUAGACGAUGAUUCAGAAAGAAAAGUUGUACGAAUGCUACUAAAACUACUCGAAGAUAAGAAUGGUGAAGUCCAAAACCUUGCUGUUAAAUGCCUGGGACCUUUGGUGAACAAAGUUAAAGAAGUACAGGUUGAGUCGAUUGUUGAGACUUUAUGUACAAACAUGAUAUCUGAUAAAGAGCAGUUACGUGAUAUAUCUAGCAUUGGACUCAAAACAGUCAUCUCUGAACUCCCCCAAGCAACAGGGGGUCUUUCUGGAAAUAUUUGCAGAAAAAUCACUGGAAGAUUAGUAACUGCUAUUGACAGGGAAGAUGUAUCUGUCCAGUUAGAGGCCUUGGAUAUAAUAUCAGAUCUUUUGUUCCGUUUUGGUACAGUUCUUCAAAGCUUCCAUGCCAUGAUUCUAAUGUCCCUUUUACCGCAGCUGGGUUCUCAAAGACAGGCUAUAAGAAAACGUACAAUCACUGCAUGCAGUAAUCUCAUACUCUCUUGCAAUUCAAGCCUCUACUACAAACUCAUAGAGCAUCUAUACAACGGACUUUGUUCAGAUGUGCCAAGUUCCCAAAUGAGAACCUAUGUUCAGUGUGUCGCUGCCGUUUGUAGGCAAUCUGGCCAGAAAUUCGGUGAGUUCAUUCCAAAAUUCGUACCUCUGAUAUUAAGCUGUAGUGAGGUAGACGAUGAUGAACUCAGGGAGUUCUCUCUGCAAGCAUUUGAAAGUUUCGUUACUAGAUGUCCGAAAGAAAUCAUCGAAUACAUACCGAACAUCAUAAACUUAUCUCUCAAAUAUAUGACUUAUGAUCCAAAUUACAAUUAUGAUGAGGAUGAGAUGAACAUGGAGGAUAUGGAAGGUUGCGAAGAUGAAGACGACCCUGAAGAAAAUGAUGAGUAUAGUGAUGAUGAUGAUAUGAGUUGGAAAGUCAGGAGAUCUGCUGCCAAAUGUCUGGAAUCUGUAAUAACUACUAGGCAUGAUUUAUUGUCGGAUUUCUAUGAGAGUUUGUCUCCUGCCUUGAUCAGCAGGUUCAAGGAAAGGGAGGAGAAUGUUAAAUCGGAUAUCUUCCACGCUUACAUAGCCCUAUUAAAACAGACCAGAUCGAACCUCAGUCACAACGUGGACCCCAACUCUAUGGAACAGGAGGAAAUGCCGGUUUUCUUGUUACAGAAACAGGUACCUCUUCUCAUUAAAGGUCUUCAGAACCAGAUGAAGGAGAAGAGCAUGAAGACUCGACAAGACUGUUUCCAUCUACUCAAGGAACUGUGCAACGCCGUGCCUGGCGCUUUGACCAAUGAAAUCGGUAAUAUAAUACCUGGUUUACUCUAUUCCUUAGGGGAGAAGAACGUCAGCAGCAACAUGAAAAUCGAGUCACUCUCGUUCAUCCACUCCCUAUUAACAUCCCAUUAUCCGGAAUGUUUCCAUGCGUACAUUCAUGUGCUGUUACCCCCGAUCAUAACUGCCGUAGGAGACAGCUUCUACAAGAUCACAGCCGAGGCCCUCAAUGUGCUACAGGAACUAGUGAAGGUGAUCCGUCCUUUGAACACAAAGUCCAAAUUCGACUAUGAGCCGUACGUCCCACAAAUUUACCAGUGCACUCUGGUACGGCUCAAGGCGGCCGACAUAGACCAGGAGGUUAAGGAGAAAGCCAUUUCCACCAUGGGCCAAAUAAUAUGCAACUUUGGCGACGAAUUGCAACACGAGCUCCCAGCCUGUCUUCCCAUCUACAUCGAUCGUUUGAAGAAUGAAAUUACCAGACUGACCUGCGUUAAAGCUCUGACCAAGAUAGCAGGUUCCCCCCUCGAAAUACAGCUUCCGAUACUGAACGAGGCGAUACCAAUCCUUGGAUCGUUCCUCAGGAAGAACCAGAGGGCGCUCAAGCUCGGUUCUCUCCAGCUACUCAACGUCUUGCUGGUCAAGUACCAAAAGAACGUUUACGUGGAUUUGUUAGACUGCGUGGUAGUAGAACUACCACCGUUGCUGGAUGAGGCCGAUCUGCAUAUCACCCAAUGGACUUUGGUACUUCUGAAGACCAUAGCCGAGUUAUAUCCCACGGCUCUCAAAGACGUCAAUAGCGCCAUCUUGCCGCAGGUGAUGAAGCUGGUGAAGUCUCCCCUGUUACAGGGUUCGGCCCUGAACGCAUUGCUGGAUUUCUUCCGUGCUUUGAUCCGUUGCAACCUUCCGGAUCUGACGUUCAACCACCUGAUCCAGAAGUUUGUAGAUCCAAUCACCAAGAAGACUCCCUGCACCCUGCACAAACAGGCGUUCUACUCGCUGGCCAAGUGCGUUGCCGCCAUAACUGUCACCUGUCAGGAGCACGUCCUUCCCCUAGUGCCUCAGUUCAUACGAGAAAUCGAGAAAGCCGAAAACGACACCCAGCAUAUGUUCGCCCUAUUGGUGGUUGGUGAGAUCGGCAGAGAGAUAGACUUGACCUCGAUGCCUAACCUUAAAAAGGCCAUAUUGAACUCUUUCACGGUAGUUUCGGAAGAGGUUAAAUCAGCGGCUAGUUAUGCUUUAGGCAGUAUAGCUAUAGGUAAUCUGGAGCAGUAUCUGCCAUUCUUGAUGAAAGAGACUGAGGAACAGCCUAGGAGGCAGUAUCUCCUUUUACAUGCCCUGAAGGAGGUUAUAACAUGUUUGUCAGCCACUCCAGCAGGAAUCCAACAGCUGCUACCUUUCGUUCAGGGGAUCUGGAGGCAGUUAUACACCCAUUGUGAGUGUAGAGAGGAGGGUACAAGAAAUGUAGUAGCCGAAUGUCUCGGUAAGUUAACUUUGAUUGAUCCCGCAAAUCGCUUGCCCUUACUUACUGCCUCCCUCACCUCUACAUCCGCCUUGAUGAGAACGACUGUAGUCACAGCUAUCAAAUUCACCAUAAGUGACCAACCUUCGCCCAUCGAUCCCCUGUUACGCCACUGCAUAGCCCACUUCCUGAAUGCCUUGGAAGACGAAGACCUGAAUGUAAGACGUGUAGCCUUGGUGGCCUUCAACUCUGCGGCGCACAACAAGCCAUCUUUGAUCAGGGACCUGCUCAGUCAGGUGGUGCCCCAUCUAUACAAAGAAACCAAAGUGAGACAAGAACUGAUAAGAGAGGUAGAAAUGGGUCCGUUCAAACACUCAGUGGACGAUGGUUUGGAUAUAAGAAAGGCGGCUUUCGAAUGUAUGUACACCAUAUUGGACUCCUGUUUAGACAGGAUUGAUAUCUUUGAUUUCAUCGAUCACGUAGAAGGUGGCCUCAAAGACCACUACGAUAUCAAGAUGCUGACAUACCUGAUGGUUGCCAGACUGGCACAAAUCUGUCCCGGUGCUGUGCUCCAACGUGUAGACAGGCUAAUAGAACCCAUCAGAAUGACCUGUGUUCAAAAGGUUAAGGCUAAUUCGGUGAAGCAAGAAUAUGAGAAGCAGGACGAGUUGAAGAGAUCUGCUUUGAGGGCGGUGCAUGCUCUGUUAAGCAUACCAGAUGCCGACAAGAACCCCCAGCUGGUUGAAUUCGUAACCCAGAUCAAGAGCAUCUCGGAAUUGGAACUCAUAUUCGAAUCGAUCAAGAGGGAUUCCUCUUCCAACCAUAAUGAAUGUGUAUUAAUGGAUCAGAGUUAGAUGUAUUCCUAAUAGGUUUUGUGCUUUGUUCAGUUCAUUGGAUAGAGUUAAAUGUGAAUUGAUAACUUAUUCGAUAUGAUCAAUAAAUUUUAAGAUUAUAUUUUAAGAUGUUUGUAUUUUUUUGUGCCGAUAUUUUUGGUACUGAAGGCAGGUGUAGAUUAGAUAAUGAAUCUCAAACUGUCUUGUGGAAGAAUGUAGAGUCAUUUUCUUUGUGAUGUAAUGUACCGAACUGGUGAGAGACUAGACUUUAGGAAGAACUCAUUCUUAUGUAAUCUAUAUUUUUAUCUCUCGGUUUUUUUCAAAUUGUUACGAAUUUCUUUUCAAUAAAUCAGUUUUAAAAUGA
Messenger RNA from Harmonia axyridis, 4481 nucleotides. It is a transcript of the gene Cand1, whose product is annotated as cullin-associated NEDD8-dissociated protein 1. Gene Ontology annotation, cellular component: nucleus. The transcript has 2 exons. Bases 443 to 4138 code for a protein of 1231 amino acids. Gene Ontology annotation, biological process: protein ubiquitination; SCF complex assembly. Lineage: Eukaryota; Metazoa; Arthropoda; Insecta; Coleoptera; Coccinellidae. The record is from RefSeq and is a predicted model, not a curated record.